Messenger RNA from Racocetra fulgida, 126 nucleotides. The record is from the annotation of a GenBank genome assembly. Lineage: Eukaryota; Fungi; Glomeromycota; Glomeromycetes; Diversisporales; Gigasporaceae.
ACAUCGAAAAAAUAAAACAAGAAGAUAACAGUAAUAUUAAACAAAUUGAACAAGAAUUUUAUGAUAGUAAUUCAAAAUAUAAGAAAAAUAAAAUUGAACAUAAAAAGAUUAUUAUAAUUAUAAAGG